Molecule: messenger RNA, 2775 nt
Organism: Echinococcus granulosus
Lineage: Eukaryota; Metazoa; Platyhelminthes; Cestoda; Cyclophyllidea; Taeniidae
Product: Alpha-actinin-2
Exons: 18
Coding region: 1-2775 (924 amino acids)
Biological process (GO): actin cytoskeleton organization; muscle cell development
Cellular component (GO): cell junction; cell projection; cortical actin cytoskeleton
Molecular function (GO): actin filament binding; calcium ion binding
Source: RefSeq, a predicted model, not a curated record
AUGAGUGGCAACAUGGAAUACUACUAUAAUAAUACCAGUGCUUACUACCCAAAUGAUGCCUACUAUGGUACUCAUAUUGAGCCUGAAGAAGAGGAAGAAUGGGACCGAGAAAGUUACUUGGACCCCAUGUGGGAAAUUCAACAAAAGAAGACAUUCACCGCAUGGUGCAACUCUUAUUUGCGCAAGGCGAACACAAACAUUACUGACAUAGAAAAUGACUUUCGCGAUGGGUUAAAAUUGUUACAACUUUUGGAGACUCUCGCUGAAGAGCCAUUGCCUAAACCGGACCGAGGAAAAAUGCGUUUUCACAUGAUUACAAAUGUUAACAAGGCUCUAAAGUAUAUUGAAAGCAAGGGUGUUCAACUUGUUUCAAUCGGUGCUGAACAAAUUGUUGACGGGAAUAUUAAAAUGACUCUUGGAAUGAUCUGGACUAUCAUUUUACGAUUCUGCAUUCAAGACAUCACUGUAGAGGAACUUCACGCCAAAGAGGGAUUACUGCUUUGGUGUCAGCGAAAAACAGCACCCUAUAGUAACGUAAAUGUUCAAAACUUUCAUACGAGUUGGAAGGAUGGACUUGCUUUCUGCGCUCUCAUACAUCGACAUCGUCCGGAUCUUAUUGACUAUGCCAAACUCUCAAAGGAAAAUCCGAUUCAAAAUCUAAAUUAUGCCUUCGAUGUGGCGGAGAAAUAUCUUGACAUUCCCAAGAUGUUGGACGCUGAAGAUAUGGUUAAUACAAUUCGACCGGAUGAACGAUCUGUUAUGACCUAUGUUGCUGCUUAUUAUCAUGCAUUUGCAAAUGCUCACAACACUGAAUCAGCUGCUAAUAAGAUAGCAAAAGUUUUGAAGUCCAAUCAAGACACGGAAAAAUUAAUGCAGGAGUACGCCGCUCUGGCCUCGGAUCUCCUUAAAUGGAUUAAUAAUCAGAUCCCCUUCCUAGCGGAUAAAACAACGGAUGGUACUUUGCCUCAUGCCAAAGAAAAGCUUGCUCAAUAUACGGCCUACGGAGGUUCAGCGAAACCACCACGUGUGGAGGACAAGGCGUUGUUGGAAGCUUUAAAUAAUACAAUCCAAACGCGUCUGAAACUUGCUCACAAACCUGCCUUUAUGCCACCGGCAGGGCAGUCGAUUGACUGGCUUCUUAACGAAAUUCGUCGUUUGGAACAACUUGACUAUCUAGUCAAAAAGUUCAGAUUGAAGUGCUCUACCCAUGAGGCCUGGUCCAAGGACAAGGAGGCGACAUUGAGUACACGCGACUACGAAAAUGCCUCCUAUGCUGAGCUUACUGCUAUGGCCCAAAAGCAGAACGCCUUCGAGACUGAUCUAGGUGCUCAUCAGAAUCGUGUCGAGAGGAUUGUAUCAAUCGCGGAGGAACUGAAUGCCCUUCAAUACGAGGAUGUGAUCAGUGUGAACAAGAGGACACAAGAUAUUGUCUCUCAGUGGGACAGGCUGGGAGAGAUAUCAGCUAGGAGGAAAGAAGAAAUUGACAAACGGUUGGAGGUGUUAAAGAAGAUUGACAAUCUGCAACAAUCCUUCGCUAGACGUGUUGGUCCCUUUUCCAAUUGGUUGGAACAGGCGGAGGAAGAUUUGCAAGACAUGUUCAUUGCGGAUCGAGUGGAAGAGGUUUCGCAACUGAUAAACGGCCACGAAGCCUUCAAACGCGCAUUGCCCGCAGCCCAGGAGGAGUUGAAUUCAAUGCUUCGCGAGGCUGGUGAAAUUGACCGUUUGGUUGAACAGCACGACCUACCACGUGAGGUGGCCGUCAAUCCCUACACCAUGAUUACACACGAGACUCUUCACGACCGCUGGGGCUGCGUUCAGAAGCUGGUGCCUGAGCGUGACUCAGCCCUGGAAUCGGAGUUGGCAAAGCAGCAACGCAACGAACAACUGCGCGCCCAAUUCGCCAUGCAGGCUAACCGAUUGGGACCUUGGUUAGAGCGCGCUCUAGAUGCAUUGUUUGCAGCCCAAAGUAAUCCCACGACAGCUUCCCUGGAGCAACAGAUGGGCGGAUUUAAGAGAAUGGAAGAGGAGUUGGAGAAGAUGAAACCCGUCAUUAUGGAAGCGGAGCGCUGCUACCAGCAAUUACAUAUUCGCAACCAAACUUCUUCGUUGUGGAAUUUCAAAGCAAUUUCGACGUUAGGCUCAUUGGAUGACCUAGACUUUUAUUCUUUUUUAAAGCAAUUACAAGAAAAUGGCGUCUACACAGUGCCUCAGACCCAGUACACCAUGGACACACUUCGUCUGGGUUGGGAACAAUUUCUCACCAAUCUAAAACGCGCAAUCAACGAGGUGGAGGUGCAGAUCAUGACUCGCGAGGCUCACAACAUUAGUGAGGCCCAAUUGAACGACUUUCGACGCUGCUUCAACCACUUUGAUCGUAAGCGGUUGAGACGAUUGGACCUCUCGGAGUUUAAGGCCUGUCUGGUCUCGCUGGGAUUUAACAUCCCCAAUACGCCGGAGGGAGACGCCGAUUUUCGUCGAAUCCUCGCCAAUGUUGAUCCCUCUGGCUCAGGUUAUAUCACCUUCGACUCUUUCAUGCGUUUUAUGACUCAACAGGCCUCGGGUUCGGAGAGCGCGGAACAACUGAUCGACUCUUUCCGUGUGCUAGCCAAUGAACAGCCCUUCGUAACAGCGGAGACGAUUCAACGCGAGUUACCACCCGAACAGGCGGAGUACUGUCUGCAGAAGAUGAAGCCCUACAGUGGUAACGGUGCAGUUCCCGGCGCUCUCGAUUAUAGUGACUUUUCCAACAAGAUCUUCGGUGAGACUGACCUUUAG